UUGCGAAUUGUUCUCUUCGAUGCAGCACUCGGCACGUACAGAAAGUUGCAGCAACUGUUCGAGAAGUCGCUUUGGCUGUACCGUGACGAACGUACGCGGAAGGGAGUGAAUAGGCUGAGGAAGCAGCUCGCUGCUGCUGGCGUCAAAUUUACUUCCUCAUUCCACGUCUUUUUUGUCGCGCUUGAGGUGCUGGAGCUGUGCGAGGCAUAUUUGACGCUCUGCAAUGGCCGUUCCCGAACUCACCAAUACAUCUGUUCGAAGAUCAGUACGACACGCUUCAAGGAAAUAAGGCGUCAUUACAGAGAUCUACUGUUCACCGUCCGGCACUUUCGAUGUGUUGUCGAGCUCCACGAUAAAACCCGAAUCAACAAGUGGCUUACUAAGAUCGAACAGUGCGUUCGAAAAGUGGUAUGCAUCGGUCGUAGCGAAUCUCUCCAGUGCUCGUAA
Molecule: messenger RNA, 447 nt
Organism: Gongylonema pulchrum
Lineage: Eukaryota; Metazoa; Nematoda; Chromadorea; Rhabditida; Gongylonematidae
Source: the annotation of a GenBank genome assembly